GAACGUUAUCGAAACACGCACCAAACGGCUCAAGCAUUUAUCUCUUUUCAGGAAUACCAGUUCGAAGCGAUGGCUACAGUGGACCUUUACCAGAUUUGUGAGAAAUACAGAGAUGUUCUUACUAAAAAAGAAAGGAAAGCAAAGAAAGGAAAGAAAGCAAAAAAAGCCAAAAAGACUCAAGGUAUUUUGGACUUGAGUGGUCUCAAACUAACUGUCACUGGUCAAGUCGAGUGGAAGAGUCUCCCAGUGGCACAGCAACAAGCACAAGGCUAUCUCUUUCCUCAAAGAAUUAGCGAGAUUAAUGUGAGUAGAAUCCACGAGCACUACAGAAACGUCAAAAUUCUUUCUGGGAGAGUCGUUGGUAUCUACAAUCUUUUGAAGAUGAAAGGACCGGAUGGUAGUGAGAUCAGUAUCGAUCCCGGGUGUUCAUCCUGUGAUUUCCAGGACCAAGCACAGAUCACUGUACAAGGGAGCUGUCAGUAUGAAAAUAUCUGUAGCUACUACCUUUACACUCCCCAAGUGACUGUAACCUUAGCCGACGAGAGACAAAAAUAUAGUUUCGAGUGCUGGGUAGUCUGUGAAGGAUCUGUCAAGCUGGUGUUGGAGAAUGGUAGUUAUGAGCUUGGAGACAUUCUGGGAGUUGUCAGUGAUGUUAAGGAAAGUUCACUUAUCAGAACGAUCAACAAAAAAGAUGCCGUGUGCUGGAAAAUGACUGGUGAAUACACGACCAACGGUAACCCCCAGCAAACAAUUGAAAUAGAAUAAGCGCCAAGCAAGAAAAAAUGUAUGAAAUACAACAGAAUGCAUUCAAAUAUGUCCUAGCACUUAAAAUAAUUCGCUACAUAGAAAAGAUUAAUUAAUACUAGACCAAUUUUUUAAACUUGAAUUUUCAAGACAAAUCUAUCUUGUUUAAAAGUUCAUUAGAGUAUUGAAUAUAUAUGCAAAAAUACAUUUUCAAAAAAAUAAACAUGCAUAAGUUUGUUUUUUACGUUCCUGAAUUCGUUGAUGAUGAAAAUGCUUCACUUAUUAAAAAAUGUAUCUGGUAUUAUAUUAAAGAUCUGGUUAUCAUUUUGUAUCUAGCGAUUUAGAAAGUAGAUGUUUAUCAUUACUGUAGAAAACAUUUAUCUAGACAAGGUGAUAUUUUAGUAGAGACCAUUUUUGUGUUGAAUUAUUUAUCGUUAAAUUAUUAUCGUUAAAUUGUUAGGGUGGAAUCAUUCUGGACUUUAAUUAUUUAUGACUAACUUAUUUAGGGUUUAAUUAUUUAGGGUUAAAUUUAAAUAAGUGUUGACAGGAAUGCAUUUUUCGAAACACCCAAGAAUUUAUCAGCGAAUUGAUCUGCUUAAUGAUAUUAUUUUUUUAAUAAAAUGUAAAAAAAAUGAAUUUUAAAAAGUUUUUGCUGUUUGUUGUGUGUAUUUUAAGUGGUGUGUAAUCGGACAGUUAAUAGGUCC
Physella acuta is the source of this 1448-nucleotide messenger RNA. RefSeq lists its product as uncharacterized. NCBI's taxonomy places the organism in Eukaryota, Metazoa, Mollusca, Gastropoda, Physidae. The record is from RefSeq and is a predicted model, not a curated record.